AUGGAGCUAAAUCUUCGCCGUUGUUUAUCGAAUCCAAAAGUUGUAGCAAUCGGUGAAAUUGGUCUUGACUAUCGAAGUAAUAUUUUACGUCCUUCCAAGGAGACACAAAUCGAAGCAUUUACACAGCAAAUCAGAUUGGCACGAUCAAAAAACUUACCAGUGAUCAUUUAUUCUCGUCAAAGUUUUAUUGAAACAUUAGAAAUACUCUGCAAGGUAAUAUAG
Molecule: messenger RNA, 222 nt
Organism: Rotaria sp. Silwood1
Lineage: Eukaryota; Metazoa; Rotifera; Eurotatoria; Philodinida; Philodinidae
Source: the annotation of a GenBank genome assembly